AUGAAGUACUCUGGAAUAGCGGUGCUGAGGGGAGUGCGAGUGACGCCUCUGGCGUUGCCCAGGGCUGGGAGCAGGUAUCUCUCCCUGCUCGCAAGACCGCCCACAAGACAGAUAAUUCAUAACACAGGCGCUGGCUAUGGCGUUUGGGUGAGUCAUAAAGUGCUGACUAGUAGCACUAUAAGGAGGCCGUUCACUGCGCACCGAGCACUGAACAAUGAAUAUAACACCACUGCCGGUAAUGCCAGUGUAAAGUCCCAAUCUGCUACUAAGGAGAAAAACGAGGAGGACAGAAAGUAUAGCAAGAAGGAGAAGGAGGAGCAAUCCGAGACCAAGGAGAAUCACUCCGAAUUUAGGGAUAUAGUACGACUGAUGCUACUGGUGAGACGAGAUUGGAAGCUGCUGCUAACUGCCGUGGGUCUACUGACAAUCUCAUGCUCUAUAGGUAUGACAAUACCUAAAGUCAUUGGUCUUAUUCUAGAUCAAUUGAAGAACGCACUGGCUGCUAAUUCCGUGGAUGGACAGCCGGUAAGUAUAGAUAAACUACCACCCAUUGUGUUUGGCCUCUCAUUUUAUGAGUUCCUAGGCGGGUUUGCAUUGGCAUUACUGGUUGGUAUUGCCGCCAACUACGGAAGAAUUAUCUUGCUAAGAGUCCUAAGUGAAAGAUUGGUUGCUAGAUUGAGGGCUACAGUUAUUAAAAAGACGAUACAUCAAGACGCCGAGUUCUUUGACACCCACAAAGUAGGCGACUUGAUAUCUAGACUAGGUUCAGAUGCUUAUGUGGUAUCUCGUUCGAUGACUCAAAAAGUGUCCGAUGGGUUUAAGGCUUUAAUAUGUGGUAGUGUGGGUAUUGGUAUGAUGCUGGCACUAUCACCCCAGCUUUCAUGCCUACUACUUGUUUUCACACCACCGGUGAUACUGAGUGCAUCUGUCUUUGGUAAACAGAUUAGCACAACUUCGAGGGAAUUACAAGAAGCCACCGGUCAUUUGACCAAAGUUGCCGAGGAGCAAUUAUCGGGCAUAAAAACAGUUCAAUCAUUUGUUGCUGAACAGAGAGAAAUAAACAGAUACAACUUUGCAAUCCGUGAUAUAUUCAAUAUUGGUAAGAAGGCUGCUGUUAUAAAUGCAAAAUUCUUUAGUUCUACCUCUGCAAUGGGUGAUUUGAGUUUUUUAACGGUGCUUGGUUUUGGAUCUUAUCUUGUUUUACAAAAUUCCCUGACUAUUGGUGACCUUACUGCUUUUAUGAUGUAUACCGAGUACACAGGAAAUUCGAUUUUUGGUCUAUCUACGUUUUACUCAGAGAUUAUGCAAGGUGCUGGUGCGGCUUCAAGAUUAUUUGAAUUGACUGAUAGAGUUCCCAGCAUAUCAACCACUAAAGGUGUGAAAUAUAAACCCGGCAAUGGUGAAAUUGAGUUUAAAAAUGUUUCCUUUGCUUAUCCAACAAGGCCAUCAAAUAUGAUAUUCAAAAACUUGAAUUUCAAGAUUGAAGCUGGAUCUAAUGUCUGCAUUGUGGGGCCAUCUGGACGUGGUAAAUCUACUGUAGCAUUGCUUCUAGAGAAAUACUAUAAACCAUCAUCUGGUGAAAUUUUAAUCGAUGGACAAAAUAUCAACGAUCUGAACAGCAAAUCUUUGAGAAGACACAUUGGACUCGUUCAACAAGAACCAAUACUGAUGUCAGGCACGAUCCGUGAUAACAUAGUAUAUGGUCUAACUGAAAUGCCUACUAAGGAUGAGAUUAGACAAGUAGCCAAACAAUGCUUUUGUCACAAUUUCAUUACCAGAUUCCAGUCUUCCUACGAUACUGUAAUUGGUCCUCAUGGUACAUUACUGAGCGGAGGUCAGAAACAACGUAUUGCUAUAGCGCGUGCUCUGAUAAAAAAACCCAGAAUACUAAUAUUAGAUGAAGCUACGUCUGCAUUAGAUGUUGAAAGUGAGGGUGCAAUUAAUUACACAUUUGGCCAGUUAAUGAAAAAGAAAGAAAUGACCAUAGUCAGCAUUGCUCACAGAUUGAGUACUAUCCGUAGGUCAGAAAAUGUCAUUGUAUUGGGGCAUGAUGGUAGUGUAGUUGAAAUGGGUAAAUUCAAAGAAUUAUGGGAUGAUCCUACAAGUGAAUUAUCGCAACUGUUGAAUGAAAAAUCAACUCCACAUCAGACGACUAAUAUAACUGUAACACCACCACCUACAACAAUGGCAGAAAAGGUAGUUGAAGAAGUUGUCGAGAAUGCUGAACCUGAAACAGUCAUAGAAGACCCUGGUAGCCCACCAAUGUACAUCAGUACUGUAUCAGAAGUAUCUGCAGAAGGCCAUGAGUUGAUAAAUGAGCAGAUUGAAGAUACUAUUGAAAAUGUAAUGAAGGAUGUUACUAGUGAACGCAAGCCAUUAAAGCUACAAAAAGAUGAAAACCUCUAG
Messenger RNA from Nakaseomyces glabratus, 2406 nucleotides. It is a transcript of the gene MDL2, whose product is annotated as ATP-binding cassette permease MDL2. Gene Ontology annotation, biological process: oligopeptide export from mitochondrion. NCBI's taxonomy places the organism in Eukaryota, Fungi, Ascomycota, Saccharomycetes, Saccharomycetales, Saccharomycetaceae. The record is from RefSeq and is a predicted model, not a curated record. Gene Ontology annotation, cellular component: mitochondrial inner membrane. Gene Ontology annotation, molecular function: ATP hydrolysis activity; ATP binding; ABC-type oligopeptide transporter activity.